This is a messenger RNA of Cuscuta campestris, 1734 nucleotides long. Lineage: Eukaryota; Viridiplantae; Streptophyta; Magnoliopsida; Solanales; Convolvulaceae. The record is from the annotation of a GenBank genome assembly.
GAGGUAUGAUCGGCUCUUUACUUUAUCUUACCGCGAGUAGACCGGAUAUCAUGUACUCCGUUUGUAUAUGCGCUAGGUAUCAAUCUUGUCCUAAAGAGUCGCACUUGGUUGCGAUCAAAAGGAUAAUGCGAUAUCUCGCGGGCACGUUGAACGUAGGUCUUUGGUAUCCCAAAGGUUCGACAUGUCAUCUUGUUGGCUAUUCCGACUCGGAUUUUGCAGAAUGCCAAGGUGUAAGAAUGCUUCCUCGGGUCAAGAAACGGCGGCAGAGGAGAAUGAGAGGCCAUGGCGUCGUGAAGGGAGCAAGUACAUUCACAUUCAAACGGGUCUCGCCUUCAACACUGGGGCUUCAGUUGAGAGGUUCCACAACAUCUUCCUCACGAAGGAGAUCGUCUCUCCCAAGAUCGUGAACAAGGAUCUCUUCAAAUCGGCGACCUAUGCCCCGAGUAAGUCUAUAUUCCUUCAGCAAGGCUUGCUUCGUUUCAUUCAUUUGACGUAUGAAUUUUUCUGUCCAAAUCUUAUACGUCAAUCUUAUGCAAAUCUUCGUACCACUAAGGGAAGUUCGCCAUCUCUCAUUUCCUAUGUUGACGGCAAAACCGUUUUCAUUGACGGUGCCGGUUUGACUUCUUUGUUUGGCCUUCGUCGCGGUGAAAUUACCGAAAACUUGGAUGAAACAUUCCAAGAUGAGGCAAUAUGGCGACAACUCGGGUUAGAUCAUCGUGACCUCAAGUUUAGAAACUCUAGCAACCCAAGUGUCAUUAAUCUCACUUUAACUCAACGCGUCCAACAAUACAUUUUCUCAUAUGUUUUGUUGCCCCGUGAUUCGAACCAUGGCGUCGUCAACAAGGACGAUAUUCGUUUGUUUUACGUCCUGUUGAACGAUGUCAAAUUUGAUUGGGUUCACUUCUUUAUCGUUGCACUUAGCGAUGGCACUCGCUUUUCCCAUCUCCGUUUUGCCAUCCCCAUCAUGCAUAUCCUUGCUCAUUGCAAAAUAGACUUUACUCGGGACACUCAGGUGCCGGUCAAGAAGACGUGUUUCAUCACUGAAGCCAAGUUUUCCCGGAUCGUGUAUCGAGAGGAGGGCGAUGCUGCACCAAAUCUGGACUUGAUCGUCGCCGAAGAAGAAGAAGAAAGCCAAAACGAGAAUCAAGCUGAGUCAUCUCAAGCCGGAGGUAGUCGAGCCACGGAGCGCGUCACUCGUCAAUGGAGGACUCGUCCGAGAGAAGAAGCACCGGAACCAUCUUCGGUGAAGAAGAUCUUCGAUACUCUCACGUGCAUCCGAGAUGACGUUCGCCAGCUCAACGAGAGGAUGACUCGUCUUGAGCAAUCUCGCUCCUACCGUGGCCCGCGUCACAGCUUCAGCGGAGGAGCUCGUCCGGCGAACUCUCUUUGAUUAUUUUCUCUUCUAUCUUAACUUUUUAUGAUACAUUGUUCUUUGCUAUUGUUGUUAUAACUCUUUUAGUGAAUGAUGUUAUUGCUAAUAUGGUUCUCUUUUAGAACAUAUUGUCCCUUUGUCACAAUUCGUCUUAGAAGUUCUUUUGAAAACUCUUACAAAUUUUUUAUCCUUCAAAAUCCCGGCAUCAAUUAAGGGGGAAGGUUGUCGGUGGAUAAUGCCAAAAGGGGGAAGGAAGGAUCGUUGAGAAAUUUUGUUUUUCAAAAUUGUUUUUCCGCUUAUUACUACGAUUAUUUUACUGCACUUCUCUAACCUUGCAGGGGGAAUCAAUUAAGGGAAGUAUU